Helicoverpa armigera (cotton bollworm) is the source of this 2757-nucleotide messenger RNA. Its product is annotated as ras-related and estrogen-regulated growth inhibitor-like protein. The record is from RefSeq and is a predicted model, not a curated record. Gene Ontology annotation, molecular function: GTPase activity; GTP binding. NCBI's taxonomy places the organism in Eukaryota, Metazoa, Arthropoda, Insecta, Lepidoptera, Noctuidae. Bases 249 to 956 code for a protein of 235 amino acids. The transcript is spliced from 7 exons.
UUGUAGGAGCUCUACCGCGCUUCACGUCGCUUUCAACUACAGUGACUACAGCAUUACUUGAACCUAGAACAAUUUCUUUUGCUAUUCCUUGGACUUAAAGGACAGUGAAUUUAUAGACGUUUAGUGUUGUGUAUAGACUGCUUGAUAUUUCGUUCCCUGUGUGGUGUUUGCCGGCGAUUCAGCCGACCUGUAGCUGUUUGGCCCGGGACGCCAAUACUUUGGAUCAGAUAAAACGCAAAUCUUUAAGCAUGAAGGACGAGCGUGCCAGCAUGCAGCGCGUACGCAUUGCCGUCAUUGGCAGUUCUCGAGUUGGCAAGUCCGCUCUCAUCGUUCGUUACCUAACUAGAAGAUACAUUGGUGAAUACCAUUCAAACACAGAUCUCCUGUACAGACAAACGGUACCUAUCAACGGCACUCCAGUUGAACUAGAAGUUAUAGAUGUAUCCGGUUCCAAUUCAGAUAAAUUCCCAGCUGAACAGAUUCAAUGGGCUGAUGCGUGCCUGCUGGUGUAUGCGGUGACAGAUCGCAGCAGCUUCGAGUACGCUACCGAAGUGCUGAGCGCCCUGAAGCGUGCGCCGACGGGUGGCAGCCCGGCGCACGCGCCCGCCGGCGGCGCCGCGGCGCCCAUGCCACUCGCUCUCCUCGGCAAUAAAACAGACCUAGACCACUUGAGACAGGUCACGACCAAGGAAGGUCAGGCUAUUAGUGCAGCUCACGGCGCCUCCUUCAGCGAGGCGAGUGUCGCCGACAACUCCGGCGACCUCUACCGCUGCGUGGAUCGCCUACUGGCUGAAGUGCGCACACCGCAGCGUACGCGCAAGUUCUCCGUCACCAAGAUGCUCGGAUCAUUAAUAGGCGGUGGUGGUAACACCCAUGCGACCCGCAGCGGGUCGAUGGUGGCGUGCCCCCGCGUGCCCGCGCCGGCGCGGCCCCCGCUGGCGGCGGCGGCACCCUGACCGGCGGCCGCGCCUGCGCACCGCGCGCGCUGAUGCCUCGCCGGCGCCGGCGCAGUGUGGCUCGCCUGCCUGCCCGUGCCCGCCCGCUUCGCACACCCCACGCCCAUGUCCGCCACCAUCAUAUAAGCUGCAGUGACGUCAUGGGUGCUGACACCCCUCGUGCUCAUCUCAUGUGCAGCUCGUGGACUACCAAAGACCAGAUACACUAGUCAAUAGUUUAAUCUUGUGCAUAAUAUAUAAGUGCACGAUGUGAACUUUCGUCAUAAUGUAUGCUUGGACGGCAUUGUGUUAAAACAUCAAGUGAAUCAGUUUUAUGAAUUUUGAUGUUUAAGUAAUUUGACAAUAAUUGCUAUAUUAGUAACGUGUUUCGACUCAUGUAUUGAUGUGCCAAAGAUCAGCUAAUAAUUACCUACAUAUUGGUGAAAAUGUUACAUAAAUGUAUGAAUUAUGAACUUUAUUAACUCAGUGAUUGAAUACUCAUUUGCAUACUUAAUAAUCGUACUCAACAAUGUGUAUUUUGUCUGUUGUAUGUUCAAGUUGAUGUUUAUGAAAUAUACAUAGAAAUAGAAAUCAAUUCAAAUAUAUAGUGUUAACGUGUAGAGCGAACGCGUACCUUCAAUAAUAUUGUUCAUGUAAGGUGCCUGACUGUCGCUAUAAUAUCUAUAUACUAUGUGUACCUUCCUAUGUGUAACGUAUAUCAGUUUGAUACGGCCUAAAUUUUCUACUUUUUCACAGUAUUAUUAUAAAGUAAGUCUUGUGUAGGGUAUUAACUUACACUUUUUAUUAUUCCUGUUUCACCAUAUCCAAAAUAUAUAAAUACGUUUAUUAUCUAAAGGCUUAGGAAUCUUUUGGAAUUGUAAUAAAAUAUUUGAGCUGUUCAUAGAGUUUUAAAGGCCUAAGGAGUGGUGAAAUUAGGUAAUUUAUUCACAUUUUGAAUUUUGAUAAUUGUUCUAUCUAAUAGAGGAAUUUAACUACACUCUUUAUACAUUUCUAUUGUUACAGAUUUGACCAAAUUUUUAUGUGUAGCAUUGUGAAGCUAUGUCCACUGUAUCGCUAUACAAUUUUAUGAAUUACUUGUAUUACAUAUAAAUCAUUAGUCAUCUUCUAGUCAUAAUUUAAGGGCUGUGAAAAGACAUUGUGAAUGUUUGGGUGGAGUGUUAAAAGAGACGGUCUGAAUAAACAAUGUUAUGUAUUUUACAAGACAAAUGUCUACGUGUAUUCUGUCAAAUGGGAUGUAGUAAUAAACUAUGGAUAGUGUGAUUAAACUUGUAAAUAAUAUGAAGCAAAGAUUUGGCUGGUGUGAUAUUGUUCUAGAUGUGACACCGUCGCACUGUUCAUGUACUUAAUAUUGGGCUAUCAAAUUAAUAGUAUCAUAAAUUAUGAACUAAAUAUGUAUAUAAGAAAAUGGAUAGAAUAUUAUGAGAUUGUUGGUGCGGCGGAAAAGUUGUAACGAGAAUGCCUUAAAUUGAAUUGCUAAAUUAUUACUAAGGCUUGUAUCGGUGUAGGCAGUGGGACUACGCGUAGCUUGCUACGACUGCUACAGCAGCUACGGCUGGCUACGAAUUCAGAACCUUUCGCUACGCCAUGUAUAUCUAGCAAUUAUUCCCAAACUGCCAAGCUUACUACAAGCCUUAUUGUUGAAUAUUGACUAUUCCAUAAAUUAUAUUGAUGAGAACAGAAUCGAGGAAUGUAAAUAUGUACCUACAUUGUUAAGGGGACUAAAACGUCGGAACUGAUUGGAAAUAAGUUGUAAAUAAAUUAAUUGAUUAGCUUUAAUAAUAUUAAACGGUUAUAAUAAUUA